AUGGCCAUUGGAACCUCGACAUCUCAAACAGACUGCGCUGCACCUGAGCCCUGCCGCCGGAUGCGUCUUGAUGCCCUGCUCAAUUUCGACGAGGACAAUACAUGUCCUCCCCAAGUAAAAUCCCCAGUGGUUGACCACACCCGCGCUGGCGCACUACCUCUGCCCAAGCGCCGGUGCUGUGAGCGCUGUUCCAAAAGAAAGAUACGCUGCGAUCGACGUACGCCGUGUCUCAACUGUGACAGGGCGGGAACCAAAUGCACAGUGGCCAGACAGAGUCGCGAUGCAAAAAACGACCAUCGAGUCAACAAGAAGCAGCAUUUACAGAUUCCGCGGACAGAGCUUAUAGACCGCCUGGCAGAACUGGAGCAGAAACUCCUCAGGCUCGGUCAGGCUCUGGGGAAACGAUGCGACAAGGUUCAGUGCACGGAACAAGUUGUGUAUAUGCCCAUUGCGUCUCGCGAUAACAUUGUCUCACGGCAGACUAACAUGCAUGCACCAGAAGCCGCCUGCGCCUGGAAUCUUCAUCCAAUAACAAGGGAACGGAUCAAUUUUUGGCUAGAAGAGCAGAGCAUGAGCUGA
Messenger RNA from Pestalotiopsis fici W106-1, 579 nucleotides. RefSeq lists its product as uncharacterized. Gene Ontology annotation, molecular function: DNA-binding transcription factor activity, RNA polymerase II-specific; zinc ion binding. The coding region runs from base 1 to 579 and encodes 192 amino acids. The transcript has a single exon. The record is from RefSeq and is a predicted model, not a curated record. Gene Ontology annotation, biological process: regulation of DNA-templated transcription. NCBI's taxonomy places the organism in Eukaryota, Fungi, Ascomycota, Sordariomycetes, Amphisphaeriales, Sporocadaceae.